Molecule: messenger RNA, 1197 nt
Organism: Ctenocephalides felis (cat flea)
Lineage: Eukaryota; Metazoa; Arthropoda; Insecta; Siphonaptera; Pulicidae
Gene: Rpn8
Product: 26S proteasome non-ATPase regulatory subunit 7
Exons: 3
Coding region: 134-1099 (321 amino acids)
Biological process (GO): proteasome-mediated ubiquitin-dependent protein catabolic process
Cellular component (GO): proteasome regulatory particle; proteasome complex
Molecular function (GO): metallopeptidase activity; protein binding
Source: RefSeq, a predicted model, not a curated record
AGGAAAAUUGAUUUGAAAAUAUAUGGCAUCUUUGAAUGUUGGUAAAUCUGACAUGACAAUUGACAGUCAAAUUUUUGAGAAUCAUUUUCGAACUAGUAUCUUAAUAUAAAGAAUUAAUACAAAGUGCUUAAAAAUGCCGACUCAGGAUGUGUCUAUUAGUAAAGUUGUGGUUCAUCCACUCGUUUUAUUAAGUGUGGUUGAUCAUUUUAAUCGUAUGGGCAAAAUAGGAAACCAGAAACGGGUUGUCGGUGUAUUAUUGGGUUGUUGGCGUGCGAAAGGUGUUCUGGAUGUAUCGAAUAGUUUUGCAGUACCCUUUGAUGAAGAUGAAAAAGAUAGAUCAGUCUGGUUUCUGGAUCAUGACUAUUUAGAAAAUAUGUAUGGAAUGUUUAAGAAAGUAAAUGCCAGGGAGCGUGUUGUUGGGUGGUAUCACACUGGCCCUAAACUUCAUCAAAAUGAUGUUGCUAUUAAUGAGCUGAUCCGUCGUUAUUGCUCUAAUUCUGUUCUCGUUAUUAUCGAUGCUAAACCUAAAGAUCUAGGUUUACCUACUGAAGCAUAUCAAGCUGUGGAAGAAGUUCAUGAUGAUGGAUCUCCCACAUCAAAAACUUUUGAACAUGUUCCAAGUGAAAUAGGUGCUGAAGAAGCUGAAGAAGUUGGUGUGGAACAUUUGUUAAGGGAUAUUAAAGACACCACUUUUGGAAGUUUAUCACAGAGGAUAACAAAUCAAUUAUUAGGAUUGAAAGGCCUUCACUCUCAGAUUAGAGAAAUUAGGGAUUAUCUAGUUCAAGUUGGGGAUGGUAAAUUACCUGUAAAUCAUCAAAUAGUUUACCAGCUUCAAGAUAUUUUUAAUUUGCUUCCUGAUAUUAGCCAAGACCAUUUCGUUGAUUCAUUGUAUGUAAAGACCAAUGAUCAAAUGCUGGUGGUAUAUUUAGCUGCUUUGGUGAGAUCUAUUAUUGCACUUCAUAAUUUAAUCAACAAUAAACUUACCAACCGAGAUGCUGAAGAAGGCAAAAAAGAGGAAUUGAAAGAAAAGAAAGAAACAAAGGAAGAUAAGGAUAAGAAACAAGAAGUUAAGGUUGGCAAAGAUGAUAAGAAAAAGUGAUUUGAUAAGUAAAACAUGCCUUUUGUAUUUCCUUCAUAAUCUGUAAACUUUAUUUAAAAAAUUCAGAUUUUCAUUCUUUGGUAACAUAUAAACUAUUA